Molecule: messenger RNA, 1209 nt
Organism: Encephalitozoon hellem ATCC 50504
Lineage: Eukaryota; Fungi; Microsporidia; Unikaryonidae
Product: putative Zn-dependent protease
Exons: 1
Coding region: 1-1209 (402 amino acids)
Biological process (GO): proteolysis
Molecular function (GO): metalloendopeptidase activity
Source: RefSeq, a predicted model, not a curated record
AUGUGCAGGAAGACAAGAGGAGCUUUUCUUUUGUUCUCGAUGAUCAGGUUUGCCGGAGUGGCUUGGGAAACAAGGUUUCAGUAUCUGUGCGCUGAGCAUCUCAAGAAGGGAGAAUUAUGGUUUGAACCUGACACCUGCACAGGAAAGAUAGUUGCUAAGACAGAUUCGUUCUUUGAGCUGCAGCUGAGGGCUUCUGACAGUAGGCUUAAAAACAUGUAUAAGGAAGUGAAGGGACUUGCGGUGUAUAUAUCUGCAGUACUACUGAUUUUUAGUAGUAAGGCUCGAAGGAAGGUAACCAAGCUAUCGGAGUUUUUGAAGAUACCUAACCAUGAGAUAACGCUAUUAAUACUUCUAGUCUCUACGAUUACUUUGCUAGAAAAACUCAUUGGAAUAAAGUUUACACUAGCCAAGACUGCAUAUAGUAUAAGAUACAUAGACUCACCGUUUAAUCUCCUGGCCUUUUUUCUUGUGGAGCUCCCUCUUUUGAUGUGUCUUGCAAUGAAGCUUUUUGAACUUCUGGGAAGAAAGCUUAUUGUGAUGUUUUAUAUUGUCCUUGUGGCAGACAAUCUACUGGAUACCUUUUGGUGUGCUAGAGUGGAUAAAGCUAGGCUGGAAAGAGUUCCUCUUAAGAUAUUUCCUCCUAAGCUACAAGAGAUGAUUAAAUCUGAAGGAAUGGAGGAAUCAAUCUACAGAGUCAAGGACUCCAAGAAGACAAAUGCCUCCCAGGUCGGAUUUGGUAGUUUCAAAAGAAUCGAGAUACAAGGGGAUUUCAGCAAAGACACGAAGAAACUAUACCCUGUUUUGUUCCAUGAGAUAGGGCAUUCUAUCGACAACAUCAUACUAAAAAGAAAGAUUCUUUCGCAUUUAAUAGUGGCCUGUGAGGUACUAGUGUUUAUAUCUAUUUAUACGAAAGGAAGCAAAGCCUUUGGGUUUUCAGAUAUGUCCUCGGAGGCAUUUGUUCUGGCCAUGUUUGCUAUGUAUUUGAUACUUGGGAGGCCUUUGGUUCUCAUAAUUUCGAACGUAUAUGCACAGCGUUCGGAGUUGUUUGCAGAUGAGGUUGCUAGAGCAAAUGGGUACGGAAAAGAGCUUUCGCAGGCAUUGCUUGACAUGUGUCUCGAGUACAAUUCGCCUGUAGACGCCACGUUUUUGUUCAAUGCAAUAACCUCGCUGCAUCCAACCACUAGAGAAAGAAUUGAUAGAUGUGGAUAG